UGCUCCUAGUUCUUGCUCUUCAACUGUGCCAUCUUGAGCAAGUAAGUUCCGAAGAUUGCUUUCCCGUUUCGUGCCACCGCUUUCGGUAACUUAUCAUUCGUGGUCACCCGGAGUUAAUUGAAUAUGUGCCUCUGUUGCUCCCCGACGAUGUGAGCCCCUCGCAGUCGCGCCGUUAUGUCUCUUGGCAGUAACUAGGAUGCCCGGCCAACUGCCGUGCCCACGUCACCCGCUGUGCUUUGUCGGUAUUGACCUGUAAGCACUCGGCAGCUCCUGCUGAACAUUGUCGUAGGCACACAAGACACACACUCACCAAAGAAAGGCACUUCCUGUCAAGAAAGGAACAAGGCAGCCUACUCGAAACUACAACACAGCUAGGAAACUAACAACAGCCCAAGGUAGCGCCAAGCAAAAGUGAUGGCUGCCAACCAUGAUAGAAAGAAUGAUGACUGCUACUUUUACUUUUACUCGACGUGCACCAAGGGGGAUGACUGUCCCUUCCGGCACUGCGAAGCAGCUCUGGGCACAGAAACGGUGUGCCCAGCCUGGAAGGAAGGCAACUGCAUGAAGAAGUCGUGCAAGUUCAGGCACAUGGAGAGCAGGAAGAACAGGUCACAAAUCCCGUGUUACUGGGAGAACCAGCCAUCUGGAUGUCGCAAGCCCCACUGCGUUUUCCUGCACAGCCGGCCCCGUGCUGCCAUCCCAGAUGUGCUAGGCGCCCAGCGGGCACCGGGCUUGAUCCUGCCGGUGCCUGCGGCCCCUGUGGUAGCCCCCGAAGCAGCUACCCUGGUGGUGGCCCCUGGGGCCAAGCAGCCUGACCUGACCGCCACCCUUCCCCAAGCCAUUGAACCGGUGGUCGUCAACUUUGAUGAAGAGUCUGACAACGAGAGCACCUUCGGAACGCCACAGAAAAGUCGCACUUCGCCUUCGCCCCUCUGCGGACAAACCGGAGACCGAAGUCCGUGUAGAGGUUGCGAAGACCCGCUGCCGUUUCAAGUCAAGACGCUCGCCCAGAUUCGACAAGAAAAGGCCAUUGCCCACCCCGCGGUUACAAGCACGGAAGAGCUGUACCUUCCGGUCGCUGUUGAUUCAGAGCGAUUACAAGAGGAAAGGCUGCUCAAGCGCAUCUUGGGUGUGGCUGAAGUCUACACUGCUGCCUUGGAGACAGAGAAGAAGUUAAACGUUGCAGACGAAGUCGUGGACCUGCGACAGAAGCUCGCCAGAAAGAGAAAGCCAGAAAACGCGGAUGACGUCGACAGCGGGAAAGGAAAACUAUUGAAGCACGGCGAGGCGACUCCAGUGGCUCCCGUACUCAUCGGGCGUCCAGACUUCAAGGAAACGAGCCGUAGGAUCGUCAUCGGCAAACACUCUACGCGGCCGCGCAGGGCUACACUGUCAGUGACCAAGCGUACCGUCUUGGAACAGGAGACCGCCGUCAGUUCGAGCACUCCUGACAGUGAGUUAGAAGCUGGCGACGUCGUCCGGAGAUUGGACGACUUUAUUGCCGGCGACGACGACAUCACAGCGUCGGACGAACUGGACCUCUCCGCAACAGAUGCGCUGGAAGACUUGGACGGCGACCUCGGCUUGCUCUGACACAGCUGGAAAUUUCUUGACUGGUUUUGACUGCGGCGUUGUUGCACGGCAUCUUUAAGAAUCGUAGAUGUUUCGCCGCCAUGCGGCAGUGCUGUCCGCGGUUACUAGCGAGGCACGCAUGCAAAGCUGUCAUCCUCGUGCGUCACUUCCAAGACCUGUCUUUUUUUUUUCUUUGUUUGAGUGAUGACGAUGAAGAAAGUGCCAUAAUAGGAUUGCUCAAGCUACAGAGGCAAGUACAACAACGCGUUCGAUGAAUCUUCAAUUGAUUUUGGAACUUACAACGCCCGAGGAACUGGAGUUCCCGCGCGUUGACCGCAGUGCAUUUACGCGGUCGUUUUCUUUUGUAUGUAUAUUUUAUUUUUGUAUCGUUUUCUCGGAAUGAGCUUAGUCGUUUCUUUUUGAGCAUCUGCUUCUUGUAACAUAGUAUUCAGUUUAUUAUUAUUUUUUUUUACAUCUGGUGUACAUACUUGUACAUACGUGCAUAUGCCACAGUGUUCCAUUGUGUGUGUGAGGCUUUGAGAAGGUCUGCAGGCCGUUCUGAAUGUUUGUAUAGUCAUUAAUGUAAUGUUGACGAGCUUACUUGGACACGUAAUAAAAAUGACGUUAUAUUUGAUCGACAGGAAACGUAUUCGCUUCGAUCUGUUCUGGCUGUACGGAGAAACGAUGAACGUCUCCUACUUGUACAGUGUUCAAGUUACACAGCGUGAAAAUGGUCGCGUUUCGACCGCAGGUUUUGUUUGACCUAGUAAUCGUUCUUUUUUUGUGCUCAGCGCAAAAAAAAAAAGAAAAAGAAAUUGUUACAGAAUCAUGACUGAGGUGAUGAACAUCAAGAUUCUUGAUUUUUCUUUUUUUGCUGGAAAUGUUACUUAAAACGAGUAAAUUCGUUUAAAAAAUUGCAUUUUUGUUAGGUGUUGCUCUCAAUUUCAAACUACGCUCGUGCAUUCAUUGAAGCGCACACCAGUCUGUUAUUUCGUGCUGUUAUUAGUUUUUUGUCGCGUGCCAUGAUUCGGCGUUUCACUGAGUGUAAAUUGUCUGUGAUUCGGGUUAUUUUCGUCCGGUGAUGAACGAUGUUGAAGUUCGUCCUUAUCUUAAUUUUUCGUGUACUUUCUUUUUCUGCUGGAUGUUGUUUCAUUUGAACGAAUGUUGUUUUCAUUUGAACACGACUGCGUGUUCAGCCCGAGUCUUCGUCUGGAGUCGAGCAAAUAUCUUGAAACGGCUUAGACUAAGCUCGGUGGAUUUCUUUAUUGUGUACAAAUAAAUUACACAGUGCGCGU
This is a messenger RNA of Rhipicephalus sanguineus (brown dog tick), 2867 nucleotides long. RefSeq names its product zinc finger CCCH domain-containing protein 11B. Bases 415 to 1593 code for a protein of 392 amino acids. Gene Ontology annotation, molecular function: metal ion binding. Lineage: Eukaryota; Metazoa; Arthropoda; Arachnida; Ixodida; Ixodidae. The transcript has 14 exons. The record is from RefSeq and is a predicted model, not a curated record.